Molecule: messenger RNA, 1020 nt
Organism: Paramecium sonneborni
Lineage: Eukaryota; Ciliophora; Oligohymenophorea; Peniculida; Parameciidae
Source: the annotation of a GenBank genome assembly
AUGAAUAGAAAAAUAAUUGCAAUAUUUUUCAUCUUUUUAACUCUUGGAAGUAUUUAAGCAAAGGAAGAUUCAACUAAAUAAAUUAAAUGCUAAAAAUAUGACAAGGAUAAAAUCUUUAAUUGCAUAAAACUACAAAUAAAUACUGCAAUAGCUUACCAAUCUAUUUCUUCAUUUAGCUCAUUUAUAAUCAUAAAAUUAAGUAUAUGGCUGGCUGGUUUCACAGCAGCAGGUCCAAUUGCAGGUUCACUAGCAGCUUGGAUUCAAUCCUUAAUUGGAAAUGUAGUAGCUGGAUCUUUUUUUUCAUGGUUAUAGGCUGUUGCAAUGGGAAAAACAUUUUUAUUAUUUUUACCUAGUCUUACUAUUGGAACUAUAGUUGCCAUUAUCUAUUUAGUAUUCAAUUGUUUUAGAUCUGAAUUUUGUAUUUAAGAGUAAAAAUAAAAUGUGGAAUAAAUUCCAAAUCGUUAAAGGGAUUAAAAAAAGUAGGCAAAGACAAUAUAAUAAGAAGAAUAAUCAUUUUGGAGCUCAUCUGUUAAUAUUAUAAAAUCAGGGAUAUCUAAUACAUAUUCUACAAUUUCAAAAACUAUUUCAGAAGUCUCUAAUUAACUACCGAGCAUGCCUAAGGAAGUCUUAAAAUUUUAAAAAUAAAUUUAAUAAUUUUCUUCUGAUUAUUUGUAGCUUCCUGAAUCAAUUACUUAAUUUAGUAAUAGUGUUUUGGAAUACUCAAGUUAAAUUGCUACCUCCGUUCAAAAUUAGCUGAAGGAGAAUAAUAUUAGUGUUGAAAAUGCUUUUAACUAUUUAACAAAGACUUUUGAUGACUUUGUAGUUGGAAUGUAUGAUCUGUUUGAAUUUAUUUCGCUACAUAAAGAAAUUAUAUAAGAAUCAUUUGAGUAUAUUAUACAGGUUCUUGAAGAAUAAUAUACAUAAUAUUAGGAAUUUUCAAAAUAUGUAGAAAAUAGUAGAUAAUCAAAAAAAAAAAAUGCUUGUACGAAUAGUUUUAUAGAGUACCUUGCAAAUUAAUGA